CUGUAACCCGCCUAAAAACGAAGAAGCAAAAGAAGACGAAGAAGAAAUAAAGUACUGACGCACUUCCUCAUCCCUGCAGCGGGAGUCUUCCGACUGAGUCUUGGUUGUGUGACAGCCAUUGAUCCCUGAUGAUUGUGAGCCGGCUCACCGUAAGAGGCAUUAUAAAGUCACAACUCUAUGCUUCUCUAAGGAAAGAUUGGAACAGUCACACAAUGGCUAGGCCCAGUUCAGACCUGGCAGCGUUCAGAGAAAUCUUCUUAAAGGCCUCCAAUAUAGCCAUCAUCACUGGCGCAGGGGUGAGUGCCGAGAGUGGAGUCCCCACCUUCAGAGGUGCGGGAGGCUACUGGAGAAAAUGGCAAGCUCAGGAACUUGCCACUCCUGAGGCCUUCUCCAGGAACCCGUCACGCGUGUGGGAGUUUUACCACUACCGUCGAGAAGUCAUGGUCACGAAAAAUCCUAAUCCCGCUCACCUGGCCAUUGCAGAGUGUGAGGAGCAACUGGGCAGACAGGGCCGGAAGGUCACUGUCAUCACUCAGAACAUUGAUGAACUUCAUCGUCGGGCUGGAUCCAAAAACAUCCUCGAAAUUCACGGAAGUCUUUUUAAAACUCGAUGUAUAAGUUGUGGCCACGAGGCAUCGAAUUACAACAGCCCCAUUUGUGCUGCUCUGGAGGGCAAAGGCGCUCCAGACCCAGACACACUUGAUGUUCAAAUCCCUGUCCAGGACCUGCCCAGGUGUAAUCAAGCAGGAUGCUCUGGUCUUCUGCGGCCAGCUGUUGUAUGGUUUGGGGAGGCCCUUGAUUCGGACAUCCUCAGUCAAGCAGAGAAAGUGCUGGAUGGCUGUGACCUCUGCUUAGUGGUUGGCACUUCGUCUGUGGUGUAUCCUGCAGCAAUGUUUGCUCCUCAGGUGGCUGCAAGAGGUGUACCUGUGGCCGAGUUCAACAUGGAAAACACACCUGCCACAAUGCGUUUCAGGUUUCACUUUCAUGGACCCUGUGGGACCACCUUGCCCCCUGCACUAAGUCUCCCAAAACAACAUUGAAAUCCAGAUCACUAAACACAGAAAAGACUGGCAAAUAAUUAUUAAACAUAUUUAUUUAACCAGAGCCCAGUAUGAGUAAUGAUGAUGGAGAGGUUAUUCUGUAUUAUACAGGACCUUUGUAAUGCAAUUUAAUAUAUU
Nerophis lumbriciformis (worm pipefish) is the source of this 1178-nucleotide messenger RNA. It is a transcript of the gene sirt5, whose product is annotated as sirtuin 5. Gene Ontology annotation, molecular function: histone deacetylase activity, NAD-dependent; protein-succinyllysine desuccinylase activity; NAD+ binding. NCBI's taxonomy places the organism in Eukaryota, Metazoa, Chordata, Actinopteri, Syngnathiformes, Syngnathidae. Gene Ontology annotation, cellular component: nucleus. The record is from RefSeq and is a predicted model, not a curated record.